This is a messenger RNA of Astyanax mexicanus (Mexican tetra), 4306 nucleotides long. RefSeq names its product v-crk avian sarcoma virus CT10 oncogene homolog-like (gene crkl). The record is from RefSeq and is a predicted model, not a curated record. Gene Ontology annotation, biological process: positive regulation of ERK1 and ERK2 cascade. Gene Ontology annotation, molecular function: protein binding. Bases 1473 to 2390 code for a protein of 305 amino acids. The transcript is spliced from 3 exons. Lineage: Eukaryota; Metazoa; Chordata; Actinopteri; Characiformes; Acestrorhamphidae.
GCAGACCCGCCCUCCAGACGCCAUUUCUCCAUUUCUCCACCUCACACUAUCUGAGCUGACGAGAGGGAGAGGGAGAGGGCUGAAGCUGCCUGAUCCUCACAGGGGAACUGAAUUUAACGGGACAGAGUGGGUUUUACACCGCUUUUUCGGGUGUCAGAGACGCGCCCGAGCGGCGAGGACUACUUUCACGCUUGAGAACUUUUGCUAUUUUGCGGAAUCUCUUUUUAAAGUGGAGGAUUUGCUCACAUUUGUGUGAGAGUUUUAGUGUGAAGAAGACGUGUUGCAGGCCGCCAUCUUUGUUACUGCUAGCUAACCUAACGCUAGCGCUAGCGGCACUGUUACUCUGUUACUGAAGUCGGUUAGCUUGCGCUAGCUGCUGGAGUAUAGGCGUGGACAAACGCUGUUUUGGGUGUUUUUAGCGUGUGAAAUACUGCUGAGGACUCGUUAAUGGACGCUUUAACGUAUGUUCUGUGUUUUGAAGCAGCUAUCGUGAUGUAGAGAGCGGUGUUUUUAGCGAGAUAAUAAAUCUUAAGUUUAACUAUGGCGAGCUUUUCUCUAUCGUGAGCUGACAGUGCUGAGACGGCUAGCUAAUUAGCUGCUAGCUUGCUAUUAUUGUCUCAUGAACUAAACUAUAAGUUAGUUACGUGAUUAGCUGGUUAAUCAUUGUUUAAUUGACGUUUUAAUAAACUAAAAUAGCUUAGCUAGUUAAUGCUGUUUCAGGAAAUAUAAUAAUCUAGCUGGCUUAUAUAUUGUUUUAUAACCAACUAAAAGAACUACAGUUAAUUAGGUUAGCUUGCUAAUAUUCGUUUCAUGAACCAAACUAGAUGAGCUAAGUUAGUUUUAACUAGGGUUAAGUUAACUGUCGGUGGCUGGCCAGUAUAGUUAAGUUAUUUCUUAAACUAAACUAGCUAGAUAAUAUUGUUUUAGAAAUUAAUCUGACUGAAUAAUAUUGUUUAUUAUUUAAACUUGCUGGCUGUCUGCUAGCUGUGUAGCUAACUAGGUAUUUGGCGGAAGAGGGAAGGGAAAAAGGGGAACUUUAAUCUAUAUUCUCGGUAUUCUCUUGAUUUGGUGUCACUUAAACUGUCUUUUUUGACCGAUCAUUUUUUGUAAUAAUCUAAAUGUAAUAUAUAUAUAUCUACCUAUUUUAAAGCAGUGCUUAUUCUUUGCAAAGCCAGAACACACAGCGCAAUUCAUGGUAAAGCAACUAAUUAACUACUAAGUUGGGUUGUGUCGGUUGCUUGCACUCCUGUCUUGUGAAACGGCAGGUUGUAGUUCAUUUUUGUUUUAGCUAAAGUUCAGCUCUUUAUUUAUAACUAAAGCACGUUUAAAAAGUGUCAAAGUGCUGUAACGUUACAAUAAGUCAGAAUUAAGGCUAACACUCGUCUUUCUAAUUUAUUCUAUAGCUAACAUUUAUACAUAUUGUAUUGUUAAGUCUAACCUAACUAACGUUUGCUAUUUAUUUAAGAUCAGACAUGUCGUCGGCACGGUUCGACUCCUCGGACCGAAACUGUUGGUAUUUCGGCUCGCUUUCGAGGCAGGAGACGCAGAGUAGGUUACAGGGACAAAGACACGGUAUGUUUUUAGUUCGAGACUCGUCCACCUGUCCAGGUGAUUACGUGCUGUCGGUGUCCGAAAACUCCAAAGUCUCCCACUAUAUCAUCAACUCUUUGCCAAGCAAGAGGUUCAAGAUAGGCGACCAGGAAUUUGAGCAUCUGCCCGCGCUUUUGGAGUUCUACAAAAUACAUUACCUGGACACGACUACCUUGAUAGAGCCUGCACCAAGGUACCCCAACACAGCUCUAACCACUGGUCCUAUUCAGACAAUCGGUGGACCUGGUGAUGAGAAUUUGGAGUAUGUGCGGACUCUUUACGACUUCACUGGCAGCGAUGCAGAGGACCUUCCUUUCAAGAAGGGAGAGAUCCUGAUUAUCUUAGACAAGCCUGAGGAGCAGUGGUGGAGCGCCAAGAGCAAGGAUGGACGUGUUGGUAUGAUCCCCGUACCCUAUGUGGAAAAGCUUGUCAGGCCAUCGCCACAUCCCGGGCAGCCAGGCCACAGUGCCCGCAACUCUAACAGCUACGGUAUUCCCGAGCCUGCACACGCCUAUGCCCAACCUCAAACACCAUCGCCCCUGCCCCCUGGCACACCGGGUGCCGUCAUCAACCCACUGCCUUCCAUGCAGAAUGGGCCAGUAAUGGCCAGAGCUAUUCAGAAACGGGUGCCCUGUGCUUAUGACAAGACCGCCUUGGCAUUAGAGGUGGGCGACAUUGUGAAAGUGACACGGAUGAACAUCAGCGGUCAGUGGGAAGGCGAAGUAAAUGGACGGAGAGGCUUGUUCCCUUUCACCCAUGUGAAAAUAAUGGAUUCCCAAAACCCAGACGAGAGUGAAUGACCUGUGUCUUUUUCUGUCGGCGCUCUCUCUCUCUCUCUAUGCCUGCUGGCUGCCGCCCCACGUUGUCACCACCUGAAUCGCGCUUGCCUGCUUGAGGCUGUGCCACAGCGUGUCUCUGGAGCAAACCAUUUGCGUGGCUUUUGACUGUGUACAGCUCCAAACUCAAACAGUUCUUAAUCUCUUUCCCUGGUUACAGGCGAAUCAGUAUUUUUGUCUGCCCUAAAUGUCCUAUUAUUUCCAUGCUGUCGGCCAUCUGUCCCUGUGCCGAGGUGAGACGCCGGUGCUGUGGCUCGCUCUGUGGCGCCUGGUCUCUUGCCUUUUUUUUUUUGUUUGUUUGUUUUUUUGUUUUGUUUUUAUUUUUUCAAAAGUGAACUUCUUUUGAAAGCUAGCUUUGACUGUUUGCAAGCCAAACAUUUCAGACAUUUAAGACAAAAAUGUUUUGAGACAAAAAAGGGAAUAGAAUUUCUUCAAAGUGAGGAGGACGAUUAAACCUUCUGGAGGAACCAUGUUGUUGUUAUCGCCAAUCCUUUACCUGUGUGUUUUUUAACAUAUACACAUUACUCCCCCACUCUGUAAAACCUCUUACAAAAACUCUCGAGACUGACCUGCGCACAGAGUAGUAGCAUGUUUGUGAACGCCUCAGAUCAGGAUGGGGUUUCAGUCUUGCAGUGAUGGGUUGGUUCCUUUUGAGUAAAAUAAAAAAACUAUGAAUCUGUUAAAAUUCAUCUUUGUGUGUCAGCAGCAGUCUAGUUGCAGACUUCAGUGGUCCUUUUGUUCCCUGACGAGUAGAGUACGUGAAACUACUAGUUGUAGCCUUUUUCGUUUGUGCCAUAAUAAUAACACAAGAUGUGUAAAUAUCAGGCGUAGUGUAAGUUGAUGGCUGUGGCUUUGGAGGCUUUAACUUUAACUAGAACGGUGAAGGGCUUAGCAGAGAGCCUUUUUUUUUUUUGACUGUAGUCACAAUAGUUCAGUGACAAGAGAGUAGGUUUGGAAUAAUACAACAAAAUUGUCCACCUAAACUAUGCCUUUCAUGCAAGCAGGAACAUUCGCACAAGCAAUCAUGAGGCAGUAAAUAUAUGCACCCUUUGAAGAUUUGGUGGAUUUGGUGUUUGAAGAGCACUGCUUUAUACCUUUCUGCAGUUUUUCUUUUUCUCCACUGUUUCUUUCCCCACUGUCAGAAGAGAACAGUAUCUCACCCGCUUUGUCAUCAAUCAGCUGAUUUUGCACAUCAGCAGGGUUGUGCUAGGAAAAGAAUAGUCAACAUACUGUACAUCAUUUUUAAAUCUUUCUCAUUUGUACAUUUUUAUUUUAUUUUAUUUAGUGUAGCAACGAUAGCCUUCAGCCCUGGGUUUCGUUCUUUUCCAGCCCCACAUUGAAUCAAGCAUUUACUGUGUGUUUAAAAUAAACUGUUGUAAAAUCUUUAACGGAAGAUGAUUUUCUAAAAAGGGAUAAAAUGCCUGCUGGUGGCCUCUGUGCAUGACCUCCUGGCCAAGAGGUUUCCUCCCUCUUGGGUCCAAUGCUGCUUUAUGUCCUCAUUAUUUCCUCUCGACUUUGAACUUAUUUUUCGAAUUGCAUCAGUAAAAUAAAACCAUUCUUAGUUUCUAUCUCCCAGACGUCCCUUUUAGGCUAACCUUUAUCAAGCAAUACCCUGGUCAUUUCAAAAGUGUUCAUGUAAUUUAUGUUUUGAAAAUGUUUUAUUUUUUUUUCUUUUCUAAUGACAUUAACAGUAUUACUGUGCUAUUUUGUUUUACAUUAGUAAGUGUCCACAUGGUCUCCUUAGUUCAGAAUGAAAACCUGUGCCUUUUUAUUUUCUUAUACCAUUUACAUGUGUUAAUAUUGCCCAUGGUUAACACUCGUGCUGGUAUGACCCAUCAUGUACAGAGUGAGUAAAUAAAAUUUACGUUUACUUCUCUUAA